Penicillium argentinense is the source of this 726-nucleotide messenger RNA. RefSeq lists its product as uncharacterized. The transcript has a single exon. The record is from RefSeq and is a predicted model, not a curated record. NCBI's taxonomy places the organism in Eukaryota, Fungi, Ascomycota, Eurotiomycetes, Eurotiales, Aspergillaceae. The coding region runs from base 1 to 726 and encodes 241 amino acids.
AUGUCCACAAAUAAACUCGGCGAAAGUCCCCCAGGCCCAAAUGUCGAGCCGGAAAUCGUGAAAGAAUUUGCCCGCAUGCGCGAAACCUCCAUCGACGAACUCGAAGACAUGUAUAGAAGACUAUCAGAGGUAAACGAACAAUCGCGAACAAUAGUAUUCCAAUCAAUCAUCGACCGACUUCCCAAGCUAGCCGACGAAAUAGACGAGUACCUCGACUCAAUCCGAUUCAACCGGUCAGUCGGAACAUCCGGCCCCUACUGCCUAAUCACCAGAUAUAACCGACUCUGCAGCAGCGUAGAACGAGCAGGAAAGCUUCUCCAAUUCAUCCCCCGACCUGCACACGAAGAUAUGCCCGAUGAUUAUGACGAGGACAAAUGGACGCAGAACCGUACGCCUGAACAGCUGUCUCUGGUGACAGAGGAGCUGAAUAGAAACCCAUAUAUUUUCAAACAGCUGCAGAGAUCGGUUGAUGUGCUAGCUGUUCAGAUUGGUCGGCUUACACUUUCUAAUAAUGAUGAGAUGUAUGAUGAGUAUGCGUUUUUCAAGGACUCCAAGGCUAUGAAGGAGGAUAAGUCGAGGAGGAAGUAUGGGCUUAAUCUUAGUGCUGAUGGUGCGAAUAUGUGUUUUGAGGUUAAUGAGCUUUGGGCGAGGCUUAAUCGGGCUGUUUCAGAUUGUCCUUGCAGGCAGUGCUAUGCGAGGAGGGAGCCUCGCUCGCCGAUUCGGUGA